GUUGAUGUUGACAGUCGAUUCAACGUAAGAAAAUGUGCCGUUAUGCAUCGUUGUGACGACUACAAUGUAGCCCAGGAAUUAAAAGUGUGUUUAGCAACAGUACUGGGCUACAAUACUAACAUCGCAACUAACGAUGAAACGCAGCCUUGUGACGCUAAAAAACCAAAAAGAACUGUCAAACGAAAGCUUAAUGAUUAUCUAUGCACCUCGGAAGAACUAGAGGUUGCUGAGGUUGAGGCUGGAUUUGCCCCGGUGGGAUUUCCAGUUGUCAACAUUUCAACAGGAACGUUUUCUCCGAUUGCGAGUUCAUCGAAAGCUAACCUUUCAUCACCACCAAUUCUACGUAUGUCGACUGAAGGUGAUAAACCUUUGUGCGAUGAUACAAACAAACUGUUAAGAACGCUCCUGAAAUCGGUCAGUGAGCUGUCUACGAAAAUAGACAAAAUGCUAUUUUUGUAUGAACGCUUAACCAUGGGUGUAACUCACGGGCGUACAGAGGAAAUGGAUAGUGAUGCAAUCACUUUCCCAUUACGAACGCAUGACGAGUUGCGUUCUUUAGAGACAGCUUUAGAGAACAAAAAAUUCCGGGAUCAUUUCAUGGGAAGAUUAUACCAUCUACUAUGUGAUGAUCUUCGGAAAUCAGCAAAAGCCUGUCUGAAAUACCUCCUUUCUCCGGAACUGGCAAACACGUACACCUUGCACGGAACCAGAAGAAAAUUCGGGAUUAGUAAAUACAAAUUUUACUCCACGGUUCAAAGUGCUUUGUGUUCACACUUCCGGAGUGCGACCUGUUCGGAAACGGAGAUCACGCACGCCAUGGCUACAGCAAGCCAGGCCUUCUUGCAUGACGCAAGAGAUAAAGUACAUAAACGUGGAUGGCGAUCCAAAGAAAGGCUGGCUUCGCAGGCUUUAUCAGACGUUACUAACAUUAUCAAUGACAGUUCUACGUCUACGUAAGGUGUUGCUGUUACAACGCAUAGAAAAACUUUGUAUAAAUGAUUCAUUUGUAAUUUCAUUAACUGUAAUAAACAUUUA
This is a messenger RNA of Schistosoma guineensis, 1035 nucleotides long. Lineage: Eukaryota; Metazoa; Platyhelminthes; Trematoda; Strigeidida; Schistosomatidae. The record is from the annotation of a GenBank genome assembly.